CUGCGCGACAUCGGGCCCGGCAUCCUGUCGUACUAUCAGGAGACGUCAACCCAGAACGAUCUACUUGUCGCUGGACCCGAUGGCGCAGGCUACACCUAUCCAGGGGUCUGGCCCGGAGGAGCCCUGUCUGCGUACCUUAAUCAAAGCGGGGAUUACAUGCGGUCCACGCAAACGGACAAGGUGUUGUUUGUGUACAACCGUGUCAACUCCACCGAUACCCCGCUGACGCCCGAGGUGACCGUUGCUUUUCGCGACGCGGUGGGAGAGGAUAGGCUUCGUGGGAUCCUCUUUGGGUCUUUCGUCUCUACACUGGAGAGCCUCCAGGCGAAUGUGACUGGAGGAUUUCCAAUAACAAACAUGGUAGGUAUCGGGGACGAAGAGAGUGGUGCUGCGACGCUGAGGAACAUUUCAGAUAAUUGGGGGCGUCGCGGCCCCUUGUUCGUCGCGGGCGCUCUCGCGGCCUUCGACAUGACGCCGGCAAAUGUUAGUCGCAUGGUCGAGCAAUUAGGGCCUGAAUUUGAAGUUGUCCGUCCUGAUAAGUGGUUCGAGCUGUUGAGAAAGGCGGCGUCAAAUAACACGGGCCUGCAGGGACCAACCGCCCUAACCCACAGCCACCAGUCUUGA
Messenger RNA from Diaporthe amygdali, 624 nucleotides. RefSeq lists its product as uncharacterized. The record is from RefSeq and is a predicted model, not a curated record. Lineage: Eukaryota; Fungi; Ascomycota; Sordariomycetes; Diaporthales; Diaporthaceae. The transcript has a single exon.